AUGGCAGUACCAUUCACGCGUCGAUUAGAGCGAGAGAUAGACGAGAUCAAUGACCGUGGCGCUGCAGAUGGUUUGUUUGUCGCUCCUGUCGAUGCUGAGCAGUGCCAGGAAGAAGGAGCGGCCAUUGGACAACGACCAAUACAUGCGGUUUACGAAGCUGGCUUGGCAGCUGCGGGCCAGCUUGGGAGUAUGAUGGGCGAGAUUUGCAAAGGAGACGAGUGGUAA
Messenger RNA from Perkinsus marinus ATCC 50983, 225 nucleotides. RefSeq lists its product as hypothetical. The record is from RefSeq and is a predicted model, not a curated record. NCBI's taxonomy places the organism in Eukaryota, Perkinsozoa, Perkinsida, Perkinsidae. The transcript is spliced from 3 exons. Bases 1 to 225 code for a protein of 74 amino acids.